Neltuma alba is the source of this 1125-nucleotide messenger RNA. Its product is annotated as probable protein phosphatase 2C 42. The transcript is spliced from 4 exons. Lineage: Eukaryota; Viridiplantae; Streptophyta; Magnoliopsida; Fabales; Fabaceae. The coding region runs from base 1 to 1125 and encodes 374 amino acids. The record is from RefSeq and is a predicted model, not a curated record. Gene Ontology annotation, biological process: protein dephosphorylation. Gene Ontology annotation, molecular function: protein serine/threonine phosphatase activity; cation binding.
AUGAGGCCAUUCUCUUGCUUUAAGGGGUUGCUUGGUGGUAGUGGUGGUGACGAUGCUGGGGAGGGUACUAGUAGGGGCGGUGGGGCCGGCGGUGGAAAAGAAGGUAUGGACGGCUCGGUUUGGUUCCGAGAUAACGGGAAGCAUGGCUGCGGUGACUUCUCCAUGGCGGUGGUUCAGGCCAACCGGAUUAUUGAAGACCAGAGCCAGCUUGAGUCUGGUCCAUUGGGCACUUUUGUCGGCAUAUACGAUGGCCAUGGAGGUUACGAUGCGGCUCGAUACGUUUGCGAUCACUUGUUUCAGAAUUUACAAGCCGAGUCACAGGGAUCGGUUACACGUGGGACCAUUGAAGGAGCAAUUCGCCGAACAGAAGAGGGAUUCAGCCGACUUGUGGCAGAAUCAUGGAAUGCUCAACCUGCUUUGGCUACUACUGGAACUUGCUGCCUCAUUGGUGUGAUUUUUCGGCAGACCUUAUUUGUGGCAAACCUUGGAGAUUCCCGUGUUGUGUUGGGCUCAAAAUUGGGCGGCGGUUCAGAUCUUUUGGCAAUUCCGCUAUCACAUGAACACAAUGUAAAUGUUGAGGAAGUUAGACGGGAACUCCGAGAUUUGCACCCAAAUGAUCCCCAAGUUGUUCAAAUGAGGCGUGGAGCCUUUAGGGUAAAGGGUAUCGUUCAGGUCUGUAGAGCCAUAGGCGACUUGUAUAUGAAAGAUGCGCAGUUUAAUCGGGAAGCCAUUGCUCCAAAAUUCAGACUUCCUGAACCAAUGGACAUGCCUUACCUGACUGCUAAUCCAGAAAUUAUGAUUCAUCCACUCCAUGCAAAUGAUUCCUUCCUUAUAUUUGCCUCUGAUGGUCUGUGGGAGUUCUUGGAUAAUAACACAGCCGUAGGUAUUGUCAAAAGCGGUCCACGUGGGGGGAGCGCAAAGAGACUAAUCAAGGCUGCACUGACGGAAGCAGGAAGGAGGAAAACGAUGAAACUGAUAGAUCUGGAAAAGGUUCCGAGGGCUGAGCGGCGCGAAUACCACGAUGACAUUUCUGUGAUUGUCGUCUUCAUAAACCACAACCUUGUUUCCAGAGGCGCACUUUCUGACCCACCUGUCUCUGUUCGAUGCCCUCCCACGUUGCAUUGA